Molecule: messenger RNA, 921 nt
Organism: Aspergillus nidulans FGSC A4
Lineage: Eukaryota; Fungi; Ascomycota; Eurotiomycetes; Eurotiales; Aspergillaceae
Exons: 3
Coding region: 1-921 (306 amino acids)
Molecular function (GO): nuclease activity; hydrolase activity; endonuclease activity
Source: RefSeq, a predicted model, not a curated record
AUGCUCCCAACAGACAACAAAGGCUACAGCCCUGCCCCUUUACAGAUUUCAGUGUACUUAGAUGGCUCACGGACCAGCCAGGGGGCAGGGUAUGGCUAUGCAAUCUACUUUGGCCCUAUCCUCAUGUCCAAGGGACAUGGUCCCGCGGGCCCCAGGACAGAAGUCUAUGAUGCAGAAAUCAUAGGUGCUGUGGAAGGCCUACGCGCAGCCCUGGGACAACCAUGCGUUGGCUACUCCACCCAGCUAGUUAUCCUCCUAGAUAACCUAGCUGCAGCCUCCCUGCUAGCAAGCUAUAGGCCAACCCCUCACAGACAUGGUCUGUCAGAGACCUUUAGCCAACUAGCCGCCCAGUGGAUGGAAAGCCCUUCAAUCCUAACCAUGCAACGGAAGCCCCUUCAGGUCCGCUGGAUUCCAGGCCACUCUGGAAUUGCUGGGAAUGAGCUGGCAGACAAGCUCGCUAAGCUAGGCCCUGAAUAUCAGACUCCCAUACAAAAGAAAGCCGCUCCCGCGAGCACAAGCUGCCCUGGUGGGUACUUGGCCGACUCGUCGCCGCCCGUACAGGCCACGGAGACUUUACGGCAUACCACCAGCGCUUCAACCACUCAGACUACCUGGAGAGCUGCUCUUGUGUCCGGCCAUGUCUUCCAAGUUGUUGGAGACAUCCAAAAUGGAAUGACACAUGGCCACAAACCAGCGAAGAAGCCAGAGGAGUCGGCCACUUAUCAAGGCAAAGUUCUCAUUGGAAAAAUCUCCGCCGCAAACUAUUCCCGGGUAAAACCAAUUUGCGACUCUAUUCCCCCUCCAAAAAAACAGUUCGAAGGUCCUCGAAGGCUUUACCCCGAAGAACCGAUCCGACGCUGCCAGGAAUGGACAAAGGAGGCUGUUGAGGCUCUGGCAGCAGCAGGAGUGCUUGAGAAGUAG